This is a messenger RNA of Podarcis raffonei (Aeolian wall lizard), 4512 nucleotides long. RefSeq names its product ankyrin repeat domain 44 (gene ANKRD44). Gene Ontology annotation, molecular function: protein binding. Gene Ontology annotation, biological process: protein localization to ciliary inversin compartment. The record is from RefSeq and is a predicted model, not a curated record. Gene Ontology annotation, cellular component: ciliary inversin compartment; cytoplasm. NCBI's taxonomy places the organism in Eukaryota, Metazoa, Chordata, Lepidosauria, Squamata, Lacertidae. Bases 147 to 3386 code for a protein of 1079 amino acids. The transcript has 28 exons.
AGCAGGCUGGGCUUGCAAGACCAGCAGCUUUUUCUGCUCCUGAUCUAACAAGCGGCAACCGGAGCAACAGCAGCCCCGGCUCUCGCGUCUCCGUUUCUGGACCCCCCCCCCGACCCAGCGGAUCUGCAUGCGCCUGGAGCGAGAGAAUGGCAGUGCUCAAGCUCGCCGACCAGCCCCCGCUGGUCCAAGCAAUUUUCAAUGGUGAUCCUGAUGAGAUACGUAUGUUGAUCUACAAAACAGAAGAUGUCAAUGCUCUGGACACAGAGAAGAGGACCCCUCUUCACGUUGCUGCUUUCCUGGGGGAUGCAGAGAUAAUUGAGCUUCUAAUCUUGUCAGGGGCACGUGUCAAUGCCAAGGACAACAUGUGGCUGACCCCUCUGCACCGAGCAGUUGCUUCAAGGAGCGAAGAAGCAGUGCAAGUAUUGAUUAAACAUUCGGCUGAUGUGAAUGCCCGGGACAAGAACUGGCAGACACCCCUGCAUGUAGCAGCUGCAAAUAAAGCCGUGAAGUGUGCCGAAGUGAUCAUUCCGCUUCUGAGCGGCGUCAACGUCUCUGACAGAGGGGGUCGGACCGCGUUACACCAUGCAGCUCUGAAUGGCCAUGUCGAAAUGGUGAACUUGCUUUUGGCUAAAGCGGCAAACAUCAAUGCCUUUGACAAAAAGGACCGGAGAGCUUUGCACUGGGCUGCCUACAUGGGCCACUUGGAAGUUGUUGCAUUGCUGAUCAGUCACGGUGCGGAGGUGACAUGUAAAGAUAAGAAGGGUUACACUCCACUUCAUGCUGCUGCGUCGAAUGGGCAGAUCAAUGUGGUGAAACACUUUCUCAAUCUUGGUGUGGAGAUUGAUGAAAUGAACGUCUACGGAAAUACUGCACUUCAUAUUGCUUGUUAUAACGGGCAGGAUUCUGUGGCUAACGAGCUGAUUGACUAUGGAGCUAAUGUCAACCAACCAAAUAACAGUGGAUUCACUCCCCUGCAUUUUGCUGCUGCUUCUACACAUGGAGCUCUUUGUCUGGAAUUGUUAGUGAAUAAUGGAGCAGAUGUUAACAUUCAGAGUAAAGAUGGGAAGAGCCCGUUGCACAUGACAGCCGUGCAUGGGAGGUUUACGCGGUCUCAAACUCUCAUUCAGAAUGGAGGUGAAAUUGACUGUGUUGAUAAGGAUGGCAACACCCCUCUCCACGUGGCUGCAAGAUAUGGACAUGAGCUUUUGAUUAACACCCUAAUAACCAGUGGAGCUGAUGCUGCCAGAUGCGGCGUCCACAGAAUGUUCCCCUUACACUUGGCAGCACUAAAUGCCCAUGCCGACUGCUGUAGGAAGUUGCUGUCAUCAGGACAAAAGUAUAGCAUAGUAUCCAUGUUUAGUAAUGAGCACGUGCUGUCUGCAGGCUUUGAAAUAGACACCCCAGAUAAAUUUGGAAGAACGUGCCUCCAUGCCGCUGCUGCAGGAGGUAACGUUGAUUGUGUAAAACUCUUGCAGAGCAGUGGAGCAGAUUUCAAUAAAAAAGACAAACAUGGAAGGACACCUCUGCACUACGCAGCUGCAAAUUGUCAUUUCCAAUGUAUGGAGACGCUGGUGACCACGGGGGCCAAUAUUAACGAAACAGAUGACUGGGGACGGACGGCUUUACACUAUGCUGCUGCCUCAGACAUGGACAGAAAAAGAAAGAAUAUUUUGGGUAACUCCCAUGAAAAUGCUGAAGAACUUGAAAGAGCCAAUGAAAUGAAGGAAAAAGCAGCUGCAUUGUGUCUAGAAUUCCUUCUUCAAAAUGAAGCCAACCCGUCAAUCCAGGACAAAGAUGGGUACAAUACUGUGCAUUAUGCUGCUGCUUAUGGACACCGGCAGUGUUUAGAACUGCUUCUGGAGAAAACGAGCCACAUUUUUGAGGAAUCCGAUUCAACAGCUACAAAAAGCCCUUUGCACUUAGCUGCCUAUAAUGGUCAUCAUCAAGCCUUGGAGGUGCUUCUCCAGUCUCUGGGAGAUCUGGAUAUUAAGGAUGAGAAAGGACAUACUGCCUUGGACCUGGCUGCAUUUAAGGGACACACUGAAUGUGUGGAAGCGCUCAUCAACCAGGGUGCUUCUGUUAUGGUGAAAGAUAACGUCACCCAACGGACCCCGCUUCAUGCCGCAGUUAUCAAUGGACACACUCCAUGUUUGCGGCUUUUGUUAGAAGUAGCAGAUAACCCUGAUGUGACCGAUGCGAAAGGACAAACUCCCUUGAUGCUAGCUGUGGCUUAUGGGCACAUAGAUGCCGUCGCCUUGUUACUUGAAAAAGAAGCAUCAGUGGAUGCAGCUGAUUCCUUGGGAUGCACUGCUUUACAUCGAGGGAUUAUGACAGGGCAUGAGGAGUGUGUUCAAAUGCUGUUGGAACAAGAAGCAUUGAUAAUGUGUAAGGACGCCAGAGGCAGGACACCUCUACAUUACGCAGCAGCUCGUGGUCAUGCCACAUGGCUGAGUGAAUUGUUGCAGUUGGCGCUUUCAGAAGGGGACUACAAUUUCAAAGAUAAUCAGAGUUAUACACCUUUGCACUGGGCUUCUUAUAAUGGUAAUGAAGGCUGUAUAGAGGUACUGUUGGAACAGAAACCUUUCCGCAACUUUAUCGGGAACCCUUUCUCUCCAUUGCACUGUGCUGUAAUCAACGAUCAUGAAAAUUGUGCGUCGCUCCUCAUUGGGACGAUUGGUGUUGGCAUUGUCAAUUGUAAAGAUGACAAAGGAAGAACACCACUUCACGCAGCAGCCUUCGCGGACCAUGUAGAAUGCUUGCAGCUUCUCUUAAGCCACAAUGCACAAGUAAAUGCUGCGGAUAAUUCAGGGAAAACACCACUUACGAUGGCUGCUGAAAAAGGACACGUAGGUGCUGUAGAUUUUUUGGUGAACAGCGCGAAGGCUGAUCUAACUUUGAAAGAUAAGAACUCGAAUACAUCCUUGCACUUGGCUAGCAGUAAAGGACAUGAAAAAUGUGCCUUGUUGAUACUUGACAAGAUACAAGAACAGAGCCUUAUCAAUGCAAAAAAUAAUGCAUUACAAACACCUCUUCAUAUUGCUGCACAGAAUGGCUUGAAGAUGGUAGUUGAGGAGUUGCUAGCGAAAGGGGCAUGUGUACGAGCCGUAGAUGAAAAUGGUCAUACGCCAGCCCUGGCUUGCGCUCCUAACAAAGACGUGGCUGACUGCCUGGCACUCAUUUUGGCUACCAUGAUGCCUUUUUCUCCUUCCAGUACAAUGACGGCUCUCAACUUCGUUUCUUUUAAAAAAGACAAUUUGAGCAGGACUCACCUCUGCAAUAGCUCCAAUGCGAGCAGCGCCAUUGACUCCUAUAGCAAACCCUUAAGUAACGAUGUAGGAGCAGAAAAUGGAUACAAUGAAAACGAUUCUGAUUCGGAAACAUUUUGACUUCGGCAUUCAAUGCCCUUUUCCUCAGUUGCAUUUGGAUCUAAGUUGGUAUUAAAAAUUAAAAAAAGAAUAAAAAGGACAAUGAAUCCCAGAAUUAUAGUUGACCUUCACUUUUGACUGGAAUGAGUACAGUUAGGCAACGGAAGGCUUACAGUUGCCGUUAAACAGAGCCUUUAAGAAAACUGGUUUUUAUUGAAAUGCGUUCAUGUUAAUGUUCUGCUACUUCCAGCUGUCCUGCUUUCCAUAGGUCCUCGUGACUCCUGUGGAAGUCUCUACCUCCUAUUGUAUGCAGAAAGCAAAAGCUGCCCUAUUCCUUUUGACAGCACAAGUAAACAGGGGAACUGUUGUGUACAUAUCACGGUGUUAGCUAGGGUAUACUGCUAAUAUGAAGACAUUUUUUUCCAGUACAGUAUUUGUAGAUCAUGGGAAGAAACUCUCCACCUCUCUUCACUUUUAUUACCUAUAGUUAUCUAGCCUUCAUUUUUAGAUAUCUUUGUUAUACAAACCAAAGAUAAAUCCACAGGUUGUUUUCUUUUCGUUUCGUUUCUGUGUUGUUUGCAAGCACUGCACUGCCAGUAUCACCACUUUCUACGGAAAUUGAAACUUCUAAAUUCUACAUGAGAUGUAUUGAGCACUUAAGUACACAAAAGGCACUUUUAAAAGACAUCAGGCACAAUUUCAUUUGCAAUUUGAAAGUUUUAGGACCAAAUCUUGCUUGCCUCAGUCAUUGCACAUAUCCACCUGCAGCAAAGAGAUUAUCGGUAAAGCAGACAUUAUUUGCCUUCCUUUUUCAUUAUUUGGCACAAUCUUGCUUGGCUAUUUGCACUUCGCAGUUAAGAAUCCCUGGAAAUGUGUUGCCUGUGCUGUCAAGGCAAUGAUAUGUUUGAGAAAAAUCAGCUAUACAUUUAUAAUGCACCUACAUGUUUGUUGUUUGCCAAAAUGAAUUAUCCCCCCCCCUUUACUUUAGUGUUUAUAAGUUGUAUUUUUUUAAUCUUGAGCAUUUUCUGGUUUAAAUAUUCUGCAACAUCUGGGCUACGUCAUGUUGCUGUUGUCUCUAAUUACUAUUACUGUGCUUAAGCUAUACACAGCAGAUAAAACCAAAACAAGCGAAGUAAAAAAAACAAAA